UGUAAGAAGAACGUCACUUGAGAGAGUGAGAGAUAUACAGGUUUAUCUGGCCUGGCGCUGGCACUGCAGUAGUUGAUAUGGCGGCACCUUUAGCGUGUACUCGUUUUAGUGACAAUUAUGAAUUAAAAGAGGAGUUGGGCAAAGGUGCAUUUUCUGUAGUCAGACGAUGUGUUCAAAAAUCAACAGGAUUGGAGUUUGCUGCGAAAAUAAUAAAUACAAAAAAGUUGUCCGCAAGAGAUUUUCAAAAGUUAGAAAGAGAGGCACGAAUUUGUAGAAAAUUGCAACAUCCAAAUAUAGUGAGAUUACAUGACAGUAUACAGGAAGAAAAUUUUCAUUAUUUAGUAUUUGAUUUGGUAACUGGAGGGGAAUUAUUUGAAGAUAUUGUAGCAAGAGAGUUUUAUUCAGAAGCCGAUGCAUCACAUUGUAUCCAACAGAUAUUAGAAUCUGUAAAUCACUGUCACCAAAAUGGUGUUGUACAUAGAGAUUUAAAGCCCGAAAAUUUGUUAUUAGCCAGCAAAGCCAAAGGUGCAGCUGUUAAAUUAGCAGAUUUCGGAUUGGCCAUUGAAGUACAAGGAGAACAACAAGCAUGGUUUGGUUUUGCAGGUACUCCAGGUUAUUUAUCGCCAGAAGUUUUAAAAAAGGAACCAUAUGGGAAACCAGUAGACAUAUGGGCAUGUGGAGUUAUUUUGUACAUUCUUUUAGUUGGCUAUCCCCCAUUUUGGGAUGAAGAUCAGCAUAGACUUUAUGCACAAAUUAAAGCAGGUGCAUAUGAUUAUCCAAGUCCUGAAUGGGACACAGUAACACCAGAAGCUAAAAAUUUAAUUAACCAAAUGUUAACUGUAAAUCCAAGUAAGCGAAUUACUGCAGCCGAAGCUCUUAAACAUCCAUGGAUUUGUCAACGAGAGCGUGUUGCAUCUGUUGUACACAGGCAAGAAACUGUUGAUUGCUUGAAAAAAUUCAAUGCCAGGCGGAAGCUCAAGGGGGCAAUUCUCACAACAAUGUUGGCAACUAGAAACUUUUCAAAAUGUGGUGGUGGUCGAAGUAUCGUCGUGAAGAAAGGUGACGGAUCACAAGUCAAGGAAUCAACAGAUAGCUCAACAACCCUAGAGGAUGAUGACGUAAAAGAGGAUAAGAAGGGGGUAGUGGACCGCAGCUCUACUGUAAUUGCGAAAGAUGCCGAAGGGCCGUGCACUCCUCCACAAUCUCCAAGAGUGGCAACAUCAAAUCAACCUUCUAGUUCAAUUUCUACAACUCAUCUUAAGCCCAGUGUACUUGAUUUCGGUCAAGCUUUAGUGCACAAUGUUCAAGAUGACAUCGAUAUUUGGGUGGAUUCCACAAUUGAAUACAAAAGGCUUCAGCAUGACAAUACAGCACGUAGGCAAGAGAUCAUUAAAAUGACUGAGCAACUUAUAGAGGCUAUUAAUACAGGAGAUUUUGAAGCAUACACAAAAAUAUGUGAUCCUCAUUUGACGGCGUUUGAACCAGAAGCAAUGGGGAAUUUAGUUGAAGGGAUGGACUUUCAUAAGUUCUAUUUUGAUAAUGUGCUUGGAAAAAAUUGUAAAGCUGUGAAUACUACGAUAUUAAAUCCACAUGUUCAUCUACUAGGAGAUGAUGCCGCUUGUAUAGCGUAUGUACGAUUAACACAAUACAUGGACAAACAUGGGCAAGCUCACACACAUCAGUCUGAGGAGAGUCGUGUGUGGCAUAAGAAAGAUAAUAAGUGGCAAAACGUACACUUUCAUCGCAGCGGAGGCACCGGUGGAGCGGCAUUUGGUUUUAGUGCACAUAAGUAACGCUUUUCAAAUUAAGAAUUGUAGCAUUGAUGUAACUUUUAUAUUGCAUCUGAACUGUAUUCCUUAAGUGUGAAUAUGUGUAAAUCUGGCAUUUUUUAUUUUUGUACUUUUUGUUUAUGUUUCUAUUUAUGGCCUGUUUUAUUAUCAGUAUUGGAUGUUUAUUAUUGUUGAUGUACUAUUAUUCACUAGAUGAUUUAAUUGGAGAUUAUUAUGGAACCGUUUCACGAAAUAAAAUACUAUUGUUCCUUGAAAUCUCGCCAAGUUGAUUUUGAUAAAUGACAUAUUUAUAUUGUGUGAAAUGUUAUCGAAUUUUUGUUUUUAUUUUUACAUUAGCAACAACUAAUUCAGAGUACAUCUUUACGUAACAUUUACUAUUAAGAAAUAUUGCUGCAACGCUAGCAGUACACCAAUACAAAGUAAAAUGUAAGAUUGUUAUUUAGAAUUUAUAGCCAAAUUAAACUAGAGAAGACUAAGAGCUUAACAGUAUUGUUUAUCUAUUUGUCAUUCUUAAUAAGGAAACUUUUAUAAGGGCUUGUGAGUAUGUAAAGUAUGUUAUGUCAAAACUUGGAAAGUGGUUAAAUGAAUAUAUUUAUAUAUUAUUUUUGGUGUUACCUACCGAACAUACACUACUGCCUUAUUACUCUAAGCGCAAGUAGAGUACUUAGAACCCUUUUUAAAUUAUGAGUUCUAUAGUAUAUGCAAUAAAAGGUAAUGUCACAAAUGCCAGCGCAUAGUUUUAAUUAUUAUCACAAUAUUGCAAUAUAGUUGUGUUUAUGUGAAAACCAUAUAUUAGAUUUAUUCACUGUUGGAGAAAGUCGAUAUCAAAAAUUAGUUAUUAUACAAUUAAAGAUGAUCUAGUCAAUGUAUAAAUGAGGCGUUAUGUUUCAAUUACUUACCUUGUGUUUAAAGGUUAUUUUGCUGUGAUGUUAUUUAGGUUCAUUUUAUCUAUGUUCUCUUUGUAUAAUAGUUUCGUUUGAAUUUCCUGUUGCAGGUACAAUAUUGUAUGUCGCAAAGUUUCUCCAGUGGUUUGCCAAUUUAUUAUAUUACAAUUUUGUGCUAAUUCCUACUUUAGCUGUUAUGUAGAAAUGUUGGACAAUUAAAAAAAUUUUGAAUACUUAAUAUGUGACUGUUCAUAACUUAAAAUACAUUUAUAGCUCUCUUAUUCGAUUAUAUACUAUACACAUUUACAUAUAUAAACAUUUAAAUCAUAAUGUAUAAUCUCUACAUAUAAUUUUCACAUUUUUAUCAAAAAGUUAUUACCUUAGUCGAUAUUUUUUGUAUAAAAUUUUACUAAAAACGAAUAUAUUUAACAAUCACUAUUUUAUAGAGUAGAAGUUGUUGAAAUAAAUCAUUCUCCUUUUUUAAACAAAAAAUCAACGAUUUCUGAACGAAUGUGUUGUAAGGUUUUGUCAAAAAGUAUCGACACAAAUGGCUUAUGGGUGUAUUUGCUGCGAUAUCGAAUUUAACGUAAAUUAUCCACUUCAUGUUAGAAUAGCUCCUCAUUUUAGUAAAAUUCUAGCUACUACGUUAUGAUGGCAUGUUUAAUUAUUAAGUCAUUCUAUGAAUCGACUUUAUAAAUCGUAAGAUUUGGCCUAAAUGUAUGUUUACCUUGUCAGCUUUAUUGGUAAUGAGAUUAAAUUAACUAAAUUUUCUUUUAAGAUUCAGUAGACACUAUCUUUACAAGAAGAGAUCGUCUACGGCAUUUGAAUAUUUACUAUUGCUUUCUGAAUCGAACAUUGAUGUAUGCAAUAAAACGGAAAACUUGUUGGGUUACAAACCGACAGUCUUUGGUCAUAGGGAUCACUUGCUCAUUUCGUGCAAAUAUGUAAUGACCGAGACACAUUUUGGAAAUUAUUAAUAUCUCACUUUGUAAAGAAAGUACAGAAUUACACUAUCCAUGAAGUUGACAAUUGCAGUACUUUUACUUCUAGUCAGAUUUAAACCAAAUUUUAUACUAAAUCGGAACUGUUUUAGACGAAGUAAAUGAUUUGGCAUACCGUAUAAUUACAGGGUAGCAAUCUAUAUUAUUUUUUAAUUAUUAUUCACGGCGUUUCGAAAUGAUUAAAUGUCGGAGAUAUUGAUUUUUAAACAACUUUUUUCAUUUUUGAAUCCUCACUGAGGAGUUAAGUCUCAUGAAGGUCAAUGUCACUGCAUUCGGACAUAUUAACAAACAGAUACAACGAAACAUCGCCGCAUUCCAAACAGUGUCUUUUUUUGUAAAAGAAACUGACAUUUUUUCAAUUAUGUUCUGCGGUAAUUGGACAUACAUUUUGGCAUUGACACAUAUGCCAUAAUCAUCAGAAAGUUUAACAAGCAAAAUGUGUCAUUUUUUAGAGAAAAAACGUGUUUCACCACAGCAAAACGUAUUGUAAUGCGUUUAUAAAUGCUAGCUUGACGAAAACUAACAAAUCAUUGCCCUUUUAAGGAACUUCAACUCCACAGAGAGGGCUCAUAUCAAAAACGCCUAAACCUUGCAAUCAUUUUGAAUUUCUAUGCACAAAGAUAUUAUGUGUUCUAAUGCACAAUAUAUUAAUCUAUCGCUUAUAAUACUCUCGUUUGGACUUUAAUCAUUUCACUCAUAUUGCUUUGGUAUAAAAAUUCAUUAUGUAUUUAUAUACCUACGUUAAGAUAGACUUAAGUUUUAAAAUUUGUGGGCAAUCAAUAGUUUAGACAGUGUUAUUGUUGGCACUUGAUGUUUGGUGCCAUAUGUACCUAUGUUAAGAUAAAUACUUAUUUGCGUGAUUGGUGGUAGUUAGGUUAUUAUGAUGUGCAAUGACUUGUUAUUUACAGAUUUCGAGGGUUAUAUAGUACCUAAUUUCCUUUUUGUGUGCACAAUGUUUAAGUGAAACCACUUUCAUGUGACAUUAAAUCUAAUCUUGAGGAUUU
Messenger RNA from Photinus pyralis (common eastern firefly), 4679 nucleotides. RefSeq names its product calcium/calmodulin-dependent protein kinase type II alpha chain (gene CaMKII). Gene Ontology annotation, cellular component: neuron projection; cytoplasm. The record is from RefSeq and is a predicted model, not a curated record. The coding region runs from base 78 to 1793 and encodes 571 amino acids. The transcript is spliced from 18 exons. Gene Ontology annotation, biological process: protein phosphorylation. Lineage: Eukaryota; Metazoa; Arthropoda; Insecta; Coleoptera; Lampyridae. Gene Ontology annotation, molecular function: calcium/calmodulin-dependent protein kinase activity; calmodulin binding; ATP binding.